Penicillium subrubescens is the source of this 1059-nucleotide messenger RNA. RefSeq names its product C2H2 finger domain transcription factor mtfA. Lineage: Eukaryota; Fungi; Ascomycota; Eurotiomycetes; Eurotiales; Aspergillaceae. Gene Ontology annotation, biological process: regulation of transcription by RNA polymerase II. The record is from RefSeq and is a predicted model, not a curated record. Bases 133 to 1059 code for a protein of 308 amino acids. Gene Ontology annotation, cellular component: transcription regulator complex; PcG protein complex. Gene Ontology annotation, molecular function: DNA-binding transcription factor activity, RNA polymerase II-specific; RNA polymerase II cis-regulatory region sequence-specific DNA binding. The transcript has 2 exons.
UCUUGUUCUACUAUCAAAUCCUCCACACUUUCCACCCUCCCCUCUCUUCCCUCCUUGAGUGGUUCAUAGGUAUCGAUUCUAUAUCUACCUAAUCUCAUCUUACCAACCUCUCAAUCAUCUCACUCUACCAUCAUGGAUUUGGCAAGCCUUCUCCACGGCGCCGCCCCGGCCCCCAAGCUCUAUACCGAGACUUAUGGCAAGCGCUCACUACAAGCGCCUCUUUCGCCCCCGGUCGAGGAUCAACCCAAGUGUUCAUUGCCUUCGAUCUCUACGUUGCUCGAGGGUGCAGAGCACUCAGCUAAGCGUCAACGUCUCAGCCCACCUGCUCACCAGCGCGAUGCUCGCUACGACACCAUCUGCAUGCCUCCCACCCCACCACUCCGUCCAGGCUCAGGAUCCGGCCACAGCAGCAUCUCCCACUCACCCGUCGAACUCAACACUCCCAAACACACCUCCCCACACAUGCACCGCUCCUCCAUCUCCAGCACCACCAGCUCCACGGCUCCUCACCACUCGCACUCGCACUCGCACUCCCACGGACCCUACGCCUCUCCCGCACCCAGCACCUCCUCAACAGGCUCAACCUACACAUCCCCCGUGGAAACCAACCCCCCAAACAACAACACCCUCUACUACCCCCGCCCGCCCAGCACAACCACCUUCAACCCAGCACCCACCACACCCGCCCUCAACACCACCAACAUCCCGCAAUCAACACAUCAACAACCGCAAUCAGCAACCCAACAAUCCCCCUCAGCACUCAUCUCCCCCGUCACUCCCGCCUGGCAACACCAACACCACCACUACUUCCCGCCCUCCAGCGCGGCUCCGUACCAACAAAACCACGACCGCUACAUCUGCCGCACCUGCCACAAGGCUUUCUCCCGACCCUCCAGUCUGCGCAUCCACUCGCACUCGCACACGGGCGAGAAACCAUUCCACUGCACACAUCCCGGCUGUGGAAAGGCUUUCUCCGUGCGCAGUAAUAUGAAGCGUCAUGAGCGGGGUUGUCACUCUGGUCGUCCGGCUGUUCCUGCGCCCCAGGCGUUGGUUUCUUAA